AUGAAGUUCAUCUGUGCUCUCUGGCUUUGGAUGUUGCUGUCAGAAUUAAAUUCAACUACUGGAAACAUUUCUAGUCAAGGACACAGUGAAGGAAGCAUCACAAUUACAUGUUCCCACGGCUGGGCUUCAACCAAAAUAAAAUAUUUCUGCAGAGAUCCACGUAAAGACAGUAAAGAUAUUUUAGUCAAAUCUGACCAGUCACCUAGAAGAAGAUACACACUGAAGGAUUCUGGAGAAGGAACCUUCACUGUGAACAUCACUGAUCUACAGGAGUCAGACUCUGGGAUUUACUGGUGUGGAGUGGAGAGAUUUGGUUUUGACACAUUUACAAAAGUCAAACUGACAGUAUCUAAAGGUUUUGUCAAAGCAUCUGGUCCAGCUGGCGAAAAAGCAGGUGCUGAACACAGAAACUCAUCCUCAUCUUCCCAUAUAUUCCCAGUGCCUUUAUAUUAUAUUCCUUACACUGCUGCUGGUUUGGCCGUCAUGGUGAUCAUAUGCGCAGUUGGACUGGUCACUGUUUGUCAGUGCAGAAAGCGAGUCAAGAAAUCAAAAUGUGUGAUUGCAAGAUCUAUAUACAAUUCCCAUCACAGCGAGGAGGCUAAUGCUGUUUAUCAGAACGCUCCUGAUGACAGACCCUACACCACCAUAAAGAAAUCCAGUACCAAGUCUAAGGACGAGAGCCAAUCAGACCCAAUCUAUCAGAACCUACACUUCAACACUACCCAGGGAGAAACUAUCUAUGGCAAUCUAUAG
Messenger RNA from Sinocyclocheilus anshuiensis, 753 nucleotides. RefSeq names its product CMRF35-like molecule 7 (gene nilt3). Gene Ontology annotation, molecular function: transmembrane signaling receptor activity. NCBI's taxonomy places the organism in Eukaryota, Metazoa, Chordata, Actinopteri, Cypriniformes, Cyprinidae. Bases 1 to 753 code for a protein of 250 amino acids. The transcript is spliced from 6 exons. Gene Ontology annotation, cellular component: plasma membrane. The record is from RefSeq and is a predicted model, not a curated record.